AUGGCGGAUAAGGUGCGCUUUAUCAAACUCCUUCGUUAUAUUCCUUGUCUGACCAACUAUCGAUUUACGGACGCCAAACGCCAUUGCCUUACCUAUGGAAGAGGUGGACCAGUAAAGUCCUUACGAGCGUUCAGGAGAGACAUCGCUUCUUCGCAAAUAAAGCGUUUCAUCGCCUUCAUAACAAGCUCGCACAUUGUACAAGAUUUGCCAUUCGGAGAAAGAUCCGUAACGCUUAGCAACAAAGAAACUAUAAAGAUACCAAACGUGAUGAUUCCUGAAAGAGUGGUCAAACAAUAUUUGGCCGACUGUGACAGGAUGAGUUUCAAGCCCUUGAGCCGAAGUACGCUUCUACGUAUCCUUGCUGUUUUAGCCCGCCUCUCUUUGAAAGUCACUUCAAGGCUUAGAUUACGUUAGUUCUGCAGGAUCGCAGGCAUUUGAAGACUUAUCCGACGUCGCAGAAAGACUUGGAGACGCGAGAAAAGACAUGAUGGGCUGGACGAAAGAUAUACAGAGCCGCCUUCGACUUGGAAAGUGUUACCUCAAAAGAGAUUACAAGGCAAAGGUUUUUCAUAUUCAUUAUGUAACGUUCUCAAACACGUUAACAGUUCUAAGAGCGGAAUACACGUUUGUAGAAGGUGGUUCUCUACCGAAUAAGCUCAUGCACCCGUGUGAACGAAAAUACCCUUUUACGAGAGAGGCAAGCUUCAAUCUGAGCAUGUGGUCUGGUCAACUGUCGUGUGUAAUUUGUUUUGCGUGUAUUAUAAGUGCACGCGUGUUAGGGUUCUACUGUGGCCGAUCACUGCAAAUUGUUUGCGUUGAGCGACCCAAAGGAGCUUGCCUUUCAAGCUCAGUGCGGCCAUCAUCAUGACGACACCUGCGAUCGCAACGACCAGCUAAUGUCAUCUCUCAGCGAAAUAGAAUCAGCAAUGAUCGCCCAGACAUAUAACCUGCUACCCGAAGUCAAGGAAGAACUUUCGUUUAUUGUAAAGCAAGCUAUAACAAACUGGAAGGCUCACAUAGUACGCUCCUCAAAUCAAGAUGCUGCGAGGAUCGAUAUCCUCGAGUCAUUAGAGGAGUCAUCAGUGCUACUUAUACUGGGCUAUGAAAUAUUUGCCGAGAAAAUACCGAGAAAGCCAAACUGGUUGGUUUGGCAAACGUGGCAUUACAUGGCACACCAGCGUAGCCUUCAGAAAGGUUAGCGAACGUCUUCCAGAGGUGCACUCAAGACAGCUGUGCGGUCCUCGCUAUCGGACGUUAUUAAACAACUCAAGACCAUCAUGCCAGAUCUGGAGACAGUCAGUUAUAGCCAAGACAACGCUGGCCGCUACCAUAGCGGGUCUACCACAGUCUGCGCAAACGUGAUAGGAAAAGAGUUGGGCGUAGCGAUCAAACGAUUGGAUUUUUCAGAUACCCAGUUUGGAAAAGGAGCUAGUGAUCGUAAGGCAGCCUUAAUAAAGUCACACAUGCACAUUCACUUAAACUCUGGCAACGAUAUCGAGAAGCUCGCGCAGAUGGUUGAGGCUAUUCUUUCUUCCGGUGGAGUGGCAUCCGUAAGUGUCACCCGCUGCGAGUCUAUGACAAACCCUCCGAUGGUCACUUGCAAAAUUGAUGGUGUGAGUAAACUCUCAAAUACAGAGCUCACUAUAGAGGGAAUCCGUGUAUGGAGAGCAUACGGCGUGGGACCUGGGAAACUGAUAUCUGCUCCGAAGGCUGAGAUCCCAUCACCAGAUACUCUGCCGUCAAUGGUAGUAUACUCCUGUCGCACCCAAGCUCUUUCUCCUCCGUCGUGA
Messenger RNA from Pocillopora meandrina, 1790 nucleotides. The record is from the annotation of a GenBank genome assembly. Lineage: Eukaryota; Metazoa; Cnidaria; Anthozoa; Scleractinia; Pocilloporidae.